Molecule: messenger RNA, 8122 nt
Organism: Diachasmimorpha longicaudata
Lineage: Eukaryota; Metazoa; Arthropoda; Insecta; Hymenoptera; Braconidae
Gene: mud
Exons: 6
Coding region: 194-7960 (2588 amino acids)
Source: RefSeq, a predicted model, not a curated record
AGAGUUUGAAAACGGUCAGUUGACCACUGGAACAGUUGUAACCGAAAGACAGUGAACGCAAAGGAGACUUUUAGCUAUGAUCAUAACAUGAGUUGAUUUAGAAAAUUGUUUGAAUUAUUUAUUAUACGGUUAUUGAUAUUUUCGAGGACUGUUCAAAUUAUUUGUGAAGGGUGAGGUAAAGUUAGUGGAAAAUAUGCAGACAUGGAUUGAAGCCAUCAUUGAAUGGGUGAACUGUCUGGGAGUUCACCCCUCCCCAGUAAAAGAUGUUCGAGACUUGGAAAACAAGAGUAUCUACCUGAAAAUAAUAGGUCAGCUGGCUGGUGAAACGUCUGAAUCUCCGACACAAAUUUCCGAAUUUCUCUCAAAAGAGUACCCUGAGUUCCUCCCACAACAUUCAUCUAACGACAUCAUACCAAAAGAUGUUUACAUCGCUUCCUUGCUGCUCCUAACAAGCUCUCAGAAGAUCUCGUUUCACCGCCCCAUGUGUAAUCUUCGCAAUGACACUCAGAUCCUAAUAAAAAGAUUCCUAGAAGUCCUCCUGCCUUAUGGGAAGAGUAUAACACAAGGUAUCCUGACGAGUACUAUAUCAGAACUGAUCGAUGCCACUCCAAGAACUCCGCCGAUUACUCCUAAGGAUCGUCCUCUUAGAAACUUUUUCACAUCUCCAGCCGCACAGUCCGCUCAUCGACACAGAAUUCUCAAUGAAAAGACGCGAGAGCUUCGGUUAUUAAAAGCUGAACUUGAGACUGAGAGGUACGAGAAAAUGGAUUUGCAAGAAGACAUCAGAAUCAGGGAGGAAAAAAUCCAAACGCUCCAGAAAAAACUUAACGAGAAGGAUCUGGAGUUAAAGGCUUUCAAAGCAGAUAAAUGCAGACCUCAUACUCCUCAAACCGGACGGAAAAAUAAGGCAUUAGAGGAUAUGGAACAUAUGUUGAAGAAAGAGAUUCAGCACUUGGAGAGCUUUAAUUCUCAUUUGCAGGAUCAGUUAGAUAGCGCGGAAAGUGAUAAAGAGGAGUUGAUGAGGAAAUUGACGUCCAAGGAACGUCUAAGUCAGGUAUUGAAGGAAAAGACCGAAACAUAUGAGAGGGAAUUAGAAGCACUGAGUAUCCAGCUAGAUCAGAAGUCCUCUGAGCUCUUACAACUCCGCCUUCAAAACGAAGAAUUAAGAUCCCAUAUCAAGGACAUGCAGAGAUGUUCCUUGGAUGCUGACCAAAGUUUUGAAGUUGAUUCAGUAUCAAUUUCCCGUUCACCCAUCCCAGGACUGAACACCAGUGAGGCACUUAGUUCGAUCGUGGAUAUUCAGUUGCAGGAGGCUAAAGAAGAGUCCUCCAAGUUGAAAGCCGAAUUGACAAGUAUGCAUCUCCGCCUGGACGAGGCUCACCAAUCCUGCAAUGAGUUAAACCGAGUCAAUAGAGAACUGGCUAUAAAAACUGAUGAGUUGAUUAUCGUUAAAGAAAAAUUGCAACAAACUAAUGAAGAAUUACUUAUUAUGGAAGAUAAAAUUAGGACCCUCGAGGAGGAGAAAAUGCAUUUCGAGCGAGAAGUGGAGAAUCUGCAACAAGUCCUGGCAUCGAAGGAAAUAAUCUUGAAGGAAACAACUGACAAUUGCAAAUCAUUAAACACGAAGAUCGAGGAACAACUUGAAAUAAUAAACGAAACAACUGAAAAUAUCCGAAUAUUAAAUUUAUCAUUAACCAGCCACCAGGAGGAUAUGUCACGAAUAAACUCUGAAAAAAAUGUUCUCCAAAAUGAUUUUGAUAAUUCGAAGCAUAAAAUUAAUGAGCUGGAGACGUUUCUAGCUGCAGAAAUGUCAAAAUCAUCAAACAUCGUUAAACAAGCUCGAGAAAAUGAGCAAAUCCUUGAAGAGAAAAUAAUUGAAAUCAAAUUAGAAAAAGAAAAACUGGAGAAGAAUGUUGAAAAGAUGACAGUUGCUCUGGAUGAAUCUGCGGAAAAUCUGCAUGAUAAGCAGCAGAAGAUAAAUUCUUUAAGUAGUUUGGUAGACAGUCUUCAGAACCAUCAGAGCAUCCAGGAGAUAACCCUGAACAAUCUACAGAUGAAGCUGUGUGAAUUAAACGAGUUAAGAGACGAAUUGCAGAGUCAAGUGGACGAGGAACGCCGGAAUUGUCUCAGAGUAUCAUUGGAACAGGAGAGCUUGCAACAGGAUUUGAUGGCCUGUGACAAGGAGAAAAUGAAACUAAUCGAUCAAUCAACCGGGCUAAAGGCAGACCUGGAGGAGAUGACGAGGAGAGCCGAGGAGCUCGAUAAGCAGAGAAAAAUAAAUGAGGAGAAAUAUCUCAAGACUUCGGAGAAGAUCCAGCUGCUGCAGACAGACAAUGAGAGGUUGAACUCCGAUAUAUUCUCCGCUACUGCUGAAAUGUCGAGGCUGAAAGAACUUCAGGAGAACCUCGAGAACCAGCUGACCCAAGAGCAGGAGAAUUCCAUGAAACUGAUCACUGAAAAGGCGAGGAUCGAGCGCGAGUUAUCGAACAAGGCGCUUAUGAACUGUGAUUUGUCUGAAAGAGUUGGAGAGCUUGAUGUACAGUUGAGCAAGACUCUUCAAGAGCUGCAAGACUUAGAGAAUGUUCAUGGAGAUCUCACUGGGAAUUAUCAAAGGAGUGUGGAAAACGUGCAGAGACUCGAAGCUGAUGUUUUCAAGACCAGUGACGAUAUUAGGAGGUACAGUCAACAGAUGUCUGAGAUGAAGUCUGUGAUUUGUCGUUUGGAAGGACAAUUGGAAGCAGAGAGAUGUAGUGUGAAGAGUCUACUGCAUGAUAAAUCGGAAUUGGAAAGUGAAUUGUCUUCGUCUGAAGGGGAGAAGAGGGAGGUGAUGGAGAAGUUAGUCGGAUUGGAGGUGAAUUUAAAAAAUUCAUGGAGGAAAAUCGAAAUCAUUCAAGGAGAAUCAGAAAAAUUGAAGACUUUGGUUGGCAUAAAAGAGGGAGAAAUUGAGUGCCAGCUGGAUGAGAUCAAUGUGUUAAAGGGCGAUUUGGAGGCAGUCAUGACCGGGCGAAGUGCCUCAGAGAUGAGGCUGAAAGAGAGUGAGAGGAGAUACUCCGAAGCUGUUGAUAGAAUCAAUUCUAUGGCUUCGCAAAUCGAGCAAUUGAAUUCUGAAUUGACUCGUGGUGUAUUAGAACGAGAGGCUCUCCAAGACGACCGGAAUCGUAUCGCCGAAGAAAUGUCAUCACGCAUUUCAGGAUUACAGAAGGUUCAGGACGCUUUGGAGAUUGAGUUGAAGACAAGUCGAAAUGAUAAUGAAGCUCUUUCAAAUGAUAAGUCAUUUUUGACUCAAGAAUUAUCAAUUUUGAAGGAAGAAAAGGGUCGCCUGAAGGAUGAUUUAAAAUCUAAUGACCUGAUACUGAGAGAACACAGGGAAAAAAUUACAGAACUCGAGAUUUACUCUGGAGAAUUGUGCCAGAAACGUGAGGAAUGCACCGAAAUAAUUAAUUCAAUGACUUCAGAUGUGAAAAAUUUAACGUCAGUACUGGAGCAGACUAUUUUAGAACGCGACGAAGUCCAGAAUAAUUUGACAGGUUUGAAGAAACAAGUGACAAUGCUGGAGGCUCAAUGGAGAUCGGAACUUGAUAAGAAUGGAGUUAUUUCCGGGGAAAAAUCAUUCCUGACAUCGGAAAUGAAUAUUUUGCAAGAAGAGAACAAGCAUUUGUUGGAAAAAGUGUAUGUCAAUGGAGAAAAAUUGACUAUACUCAACGACGAAAUUGAAGAACUGAAGAAUUAUUCUGAGCAAUUGCACCAGAAAUAUGAAAAAUCUACUAAAAAGAUUAUUUCCAUGACCUCUGAGAUGAAUAAUUUCAUUAUAAAACUAGAUGAAACUAGUAUAGAACGUGAUUUACUCCAGGAGAACUUGACAAUUCUUCAGAAGAACAUUGAACAAUUGAAUAAUCAAUUGGUGACUGGACGAGAGGUCAACGAAAUUUUAACAACUGAAAAAUCAGAUAUCAGUGUAAAAUUAUCGAGUUUAGAAAAAGAUAAAGUCGAUUUAGUGGAAAAGUUGGCUUGUCGUGAAUCAGAAUUAAUGGAACUUCAAGGACAAAAUAAAAAUCUUGAAGUUCAUUCAAAGGCACUGCAACAAAACCUGACCGAAGGUAUCGAGAAAAUCAAUUCACUGAAUUCUCAAGUGGAAAAUUUGAAUUUGCAACUACAGAAAAUGAUACCUGAUUUGACAAAUAGAAUGAGAGACUUGAGUGAUCAGUUGGAGAAAGAAAAAGAUAUGAUUCAGGUUCUUAUCAAGGAAAAAUCAGCUCUAACGCGUGAAUUAUCAAAGAUGAAGGAAGAAAACAAUAAUUUGUCACUUAAUUUGGAUUCCAAAAAAUCGCAAUUGAAGAAUUCUAACGAAAAUAAUGAAAAACUGAUGAGGUUGUCUGCUGACUUGCAAGAAAAAUGUGAGGAAUCUAAAGAUAAAAUCUCAUCGAUGACAUCCGAAAUUGGCAAAUUAUCGUUCAAGUUGGAAAAGACAAUUUCAGAAUGUGAUUUAAUGCAAAAUCAUUUGAAAAAUCAAUUGGAGACAGAAAAAGACUCCAUUAAAAGUGAAAAAUUGUCGUUGGUGGCGCAAUUAUCAGGGUUAAAAAAGGAAAAUGACGAUUUAGUCAAAAAUUUAAAUUCAAAACUUGAAGCUCUUCAGAACAAUUGUCACACUUUAGAGGAAAAAGAACGAGUGUCUUUUAAAAAAAACACUUCAUUGCACUCCGAAAUCGAUAAUUUGACUUUACAACUGCAAGCAGCCAUUUUAGAAAGCAAUGCUUGUCAAUUGAGUUUAAAUGAUUGUCGUAAUGAAUUGAAAGAUUCAGAAGCUCAGCUGGAAGUAGAACGAAUCCGCAAUCAAUGUCUUUCAACGGAAAAAUGUUUUCUAAAAACAGAAAAUGAGAAUCUUCUCGGUGAUGUAAUGUCUGCAAAAGAAAAACUACUUGAAUCGAAAAAGAAAAUUGAAGACCUUCAAUGUAUUUCUGAAACCCUACAGCAAAGCAUUACAGAAUCUUCUGGAAAGAUUACCUCCCAGAGGUCUGAAAUCGAUACAUUGACGUUGCACUUAACGGAAACCACUUCUGCACAUAAUGCAGCACGAGAUAAUCUCGCAGAUGUCGUGAAACGCCUAGAAAUGACUGAAACAGAAUCAAAAAAAGGCAAGGAGGAACACGAGGAAUUAACAGCAACCAUUAACCGCUUGGAGGAGCUCGUAAGGUCCUUGGAGGGACGCCUUCUAAACCUCAAAACCACCCACGACAAACUGAAAAUCAAUCACAAGCUGAAGGAAGAGGCUUUUGAAGUUCUGAAAUUGAAAUUGGAAGUCUCGAUAAGAGAAAAAAUCGAGUCAGAUCUAAAGCUGAAAGAAGUCAUUUUGAGUCUCCAGGAAAUUCGUACGAGUCAGGACGGAGUGAUGGAGGCCCAAUCGAAGGCGUUAGCCCAGAAGAAUCUGGAGCUUGAAGCUCUUGAACAACAACAGCUGAAGUGCAAACAAACUCUCGAGGAAAAAAUCAAUCUCCACAACGUAAGAAACACUGAAUUAACAAAAGAACUUGAGGAACUUCAUCAGUCACAGGAGUGUUCUUCAAGGGAAAUGCAACGACUCCAGGAUUAUCUGAAGAUAGAGAGAAAUGAAUUGACAUGCCUGAAGGAAGAACUCCGACAGUGCAAAGAUGAAAAAUCUAAAAUUCUCGAAAUAAUAAAAUUGUUGACUUCGAAAUUGUCGACAUUAAAUAGUAUUAUUACAAGUGAUGGCACAAUUGUUCUUCAAGGGGAUGAAAUCGGGGACAUUGUUCACUCCUUUGAAUAUCCUGAUCUUCAGGAACUGUUGGAAACCCUGAAACCUCUUGUGAACUCGAUGAAAUCUAGUGCAGAAACGAUUUUAACACUUAAUGUGGAGAAUAAAAAAUUAAUAGGAAAUCUUGAAGAGGAGAAAUUAAAAUCAGCGUUUCUUGUCAAGGAGAAAGAGAAGAAUGUGAAGUUAAUUGACGCGAUAUCUCAAUUGGAAUCCUCCCAGAAACGUCAACAGGAAGCCGUUUUAUCCAUUAUUUCCAGAAAACAAUGUUUUCACGGGCUUGUAGAUGAAGUGAUCGCCUCACGGGAUGAAGUGGAAAUGACUUUAUCCUCCCUUUGCAGCUCCUGGAGAAAAAUAUCCCUCGAAAAACAGUGUCUUCUCUCCGAGAGCUCUUCCGCCUGUGAUGAGGUGAAACAUCUUAAUGCUAAGAGAUUAGAAAUUGAGGGGAUGAUGGGGAAAAUUAGUGAACGUCAUAAUGCCAGCUUUCAACCGUUAAUGAGAGGAUUCUAUAGAGUUUUGUUGUGGUGUCAGCAUCAACUAGCCAAUAUUUCCUUGAAAACCGAUCUCCAAGGCAUAGAAAUGAAUUUAUCUCAUGAAAGUCUGAAGAUAGAGGAUCCUGAUGACAUAGAAAUUGAUUUAUCAUCUUCAGAAUCUAUCCUCCGGUCAGAACUCCAGAAGAACGGGGAGAUAAGAGACAGUUUGGCUCUCGUAGUUGAAAAAAUCCAGGAGUUAGAGGUCUCAAUAAACUCUUACGAGGUGAACUUGAAAUCAGGAAUGGUGAAACGAGAGCCAACUCCGGAAGAAAAACUACAAACCCAAUUGGAUCGGCUUAGCAGAGAGAAGAAGGAGAUGAAAGAAAAAUUGGACGCCAUCAGGGUUCGAAACACCAAGAUGGAGAAGAAUAUCGAUGAUCUGAGGUGUGAAAACAAGAAGUUGAAAGCAGAGAUAUUGUCAGCUUCAGUAUCGGUAGCUUCAACCACUUCAGAUCCAUCGGAGCUUGACCAACUCAUAACUCUGAAUGAAAAUUUGCGGAAAGAGAAUGAAGAGCUGAACAGAUUAAAGGAGGAGCUCGAGAAACGUCCAACGAACGAGGAAUUCGAUGUCAAACUCAAGCAAGUUCAUGAAGAGUAUGGACUAAAGCUGGAGAAAAUCAAGCAAAGGAUGAAGCUGGCGUACAACGAGCAGGCGACGAAGAUGCAGAUGGAGCAAGACAGGGUCAUCAGGGAUAAAACAGCUGAGAUGAAGGAGAAAAUGGAGGCUGUGAUGAGGGAAAGGAUGGAGGCACAGUGCAGAAAGUAUACAGUGGACAUUAAUAAGUACAAAGCCCACGUCAAGGAGCUGUCGUCUCAAUAUUGGGACGUGGGGGAGAAGCUCCUGGCUGAGCAGCAAGAAAAGGAAACAGCGCUUCAACGGCUCAAGGAGCUCCAAAGGAAACACCAGAUGGCGAUUGCUGAAGCCAGCCAUCAGUUAAUAGCUUCGCAGAGUCAAAUGAGAUCGACAAGUCUUGACAAGUGUUUCGAUCAUGAUAGAAGUCAACUGGGGAUGAGGUCUGGUUUUAGAACUGUCCAGGUGAUUGAGGAGCAGACGACAACGAGAAGACAUAGUGUUAAGAGCAUCCAAGCGAUGGGGAACGCCUUUAAGGCUGAGGACGAGGAUGAGGUAUUCGACAAUGUCUAUCUGACGGACCUCAAGGAGGGGCAGUUUAGGGCUAUCGAACCUCAGACUGACUUUGACAGGCUGUCUGAGCUGAGGAUGAGGAACUCGUUGUGCCGACCCCAUCUCAAGAGCUCCUAUGCUGUUGAAACACAUUUGCAUCCGGCUGCACUCACGGAGGAGGAUAUGAAGACUGGCCCUCAUGACGAUCUGUUCAAUGACAGUCUCAGCCAGAGUCUGUUACCGGGCCAAAAGGCAAAGAAAAAAGAUAGAACACAGACGUCCUAUAAACGCCCUGGACCUCCCACUCCGAGCAAAAAUGGUGGCAGACUAUCCCUCCAGGGAAAUGAGCUGAAAAGUCCCAGUUCGAGAAUUCUGAGAGAGAAAAAUGUGGACCGGAGAACAACGGCAACACCAAAGAGGCUGAAAGACUUCUUUGGAACGUCUCUGUCGAGACGUCACGAUGAGAAUGCUCCGGGUACUCCAAAAGGUCGCAGACUCAGUAACAUUUUUCGUAAGCCGAAAACAGAGAGAAGCUGAGGAGAUGAAUAUCCCUCAAAAUGAAUUUUGUAAAAUACAACACUAUGCUGAUACAUUGAUUUCAUAUAUGUUUUAUUCAAAAAAAAAAUAAUAAUGUUAUUCUCAAUAAUAUGUAAAGCAAUUAAAUACUACCAGUAGUAACAAAUAAUAAUUUUAGAUACA